Molecule: messenger RNA, 552 nt
Organism: Aspergillus vadensis CBS 113365
Lineage: Eukaryota; Fungi; Ascomycota; Eurotiomycetes; Eurotiales; Aspergillaceae
Exons: 7
Coding region: 1-552 (183 amino acids)
Source: RefSeq, a predicted model, not a curated record
AUGUUGGGUUGGGAUGACCCUGAUCAACACCUUUUGCGACAUGGGUAUUCCCAAGCCAACGACCAUAAUGCGAUCGUCUUCCUAGCGCUUCACCCACUCGCAAUCGGGGAAUUAAACGAGGGGCGACAACCUCACCAGGAUGUAUCCAGGGUGCAAUCCAUUUGGACAGAUACUGGGAUAUACUUUUGCCUUGUUCAUAAACAAGUGCUAAUAUACUUUGGAACAGCACGCGACCCAGUGUUGUGCAUACAAGACGAGCAAUUUGAAUGUGCGGUGAAGCUUUUCCUGUGGCCCGAACCCCUCAAAUCGCUGAACCUGCUGAACCACAGGUAUCCCAGGUUCAAGGCUAUAGCGAUUCGUCUAGCGUCACCAGGUGGCCUGCCGUAUCCCAAGCUUUCAAUGUACGUGCAAAGCGCGAUUGACUCUAAAAAAGGAUCUACCGAUACCACAUGGCUAGAGAAUCGCGUUCAGGCUUUUCGGGAUGAUAGGGUAGAUAAAAUGCUCAUUUUCGUAUCGGAAAUAUGGGCCCAAGGAUCCACGAAGUGUCCUUAG